Prorocentrum cordatum is the source of this 2051-nucleotide messenger RNA. Lineage: Eukaryota; Dinophyceae; Prorocentrales; Prorocentraceae. The record is from the annotation of a GenBank genome assembly.
CAGGCCUUCGUCCCAAACCGCGUUUACGAGCGAACCGAUCCGACAAACGGACGCGGGGAGGUAUGCAGUGUCAGUUGCAGCAGAGGUCAGCCAGCUUUCACGGCCAUAUGCUGACAAUACUGUGCAAAAAGGCUGCGGCUAUCUUCACAUACCGGCGGGAACUGUUCCAGGCGCGGCAUUUGCUUCGAAAGCCAUUCAGACUGCUCUACGGCUUGUUUCUGGCUGCUGAGAUCGCACUCUCGGGCCAAGCGGGCCCAUUGAACAUCUAUGAACCCAACUUGCUUCCAUUACUUUUGAAUUUUGCGGCUCUCAGGGGUGAUGAUGUUGAUUGGUCGCGGGUCUUCUUUACUUAUGCAUGUAAUCUGGACGCCUCGCUGGAGGUAUGGGAGGCUUGCGGCAUUCUCCCACAUCCUGUAGACCGGUUCCGCGCGAAACGUGCCAUGGAGCAGUGGUUUCGGCAACACGGAGUGCCAGUUCCAACGCCGUGGCGUUUCGUAGUGCCCUCCGCUGCUUGGGUGCCUUUCGCCCGGAAGUCGGUGGGGAGGCUCGUGGUUGCGUUGGCCGCGACAUCCCCCACGCUCGCACGUCUCCAAUGGCAGAGUUUCCGUGUUAUUGUAUCGGGCAGGUGCACGUUGAAGCGUGUUGUUUUGAACGUUGUCCGUUGGUCGAACAGCUUCAGCCCAAUGGAGUUCGGUCGUUUCGAUGCCGAUUCUUUGAACUGGUGCGCAGAAGGCAUAGACAUGAUCAGGUUCCCUAUCUCUGGCCGGUGGCCUGUGCAGAUUGCGCAUGAGGAGCAAGAGUGGCAAGUUGCGUGUGAGUUCGAGAGGUUGGUCUCUUGUGCCAGGUGGAUUCAUGUCUUCUGCGAUCCUGGAGGCGGUGCUCCAACACCGGGAGCACAGAGCUGACGUUGCCCGCCUUGAACGUGGCCAUGAACGGGUGCGUGGCCGGUAUGCCGACGAUUUGGUCCUUCUGAGCCGCUCGCGGUGUUCAGCUUGCUUAGCGGCAAAAAUCCCCAAUGUGUACGGUAACGCUUUGACCUUUGACGUCGACGACAAACGCCACGAGUUUCACGAUUCAGUGUCGGUGGAGUAUCUGGACAUGGUUAUCCACGUGUCUUUCGAUAUGUUAGAAUUUACGACCGUACAUAAGAACUUUACUUAUGCUUUCAGUGGCAAGGUGGCAGACAUAAAGAAGCACAACAUGGAACCGUAUCUGGGAUAUUUCAAUAGUAGUGUCGUGGCCAGGCACAGGGGCGAGCUCAUUGGGCGUGUCCGGCGCUGGCGGACAAUCACAGAGCAUCCGCUAUGUCUUGUUGUCCUCAUCGCUGUGGACAUGGUCCUCUGCAUCCGAGCGGGUUUCGCUUUGGAGCACGUUCGAUUACUGUGGCGCUCUCUCCACGUUGAUCUUACAUUCCGGAACCUCGUCUGGGCGAGCUUCGACCUGGUCAAGUACAGCUGUGCACACGUUCGGCCCACUCCUGCGUCUCAGCUGGCUGAGAUACAGCGGGCUGGCGACUUAGCCCAAUCCCUGGCGUGCUGUUCAGCCGGAGACAUGGCCGCCCUGAUGGGCGUUGUUGGUCGGCUGGUCCCGGCUGCGAGGACGGGACAAACUGCUCCGAAAGCGACUGUCCUGGCCAAGGCGCUGAGCACGCUCCUCCAGAGCUCCGUGCGGACGCCCCGGCUUCAUCCGGCCAUAGCGGCGGACUUUGCCAGGCGUAUCCUUGAAGGCCUUGUGGCUUGACUUCUUGGGCCGUUUCCCGCCCCCCUUCAGGACGGGGGUCGCUGGUGGAAGCUGGCGGAAGGCUGGCCGCAGCCGGCGGGAGCGACGGCUGCCCCCCCAAAGGAAGCUUGGCAUCCGUUUUCAGGCACGUCGUGAAUUGAGAGCUUGGGAGUAGAAAGUGUCACCAUGUUGUUUCGGCCGCUUCCGUAACUGUGAUGGCUCCGAGUCUUUGCAUUGACACGUUGUGCUGCUUUAGGCCGGCGCUCGGACGAUCCUACAGGGGUCGGCGCACACUCGAGUGGGGUUGCAUUUGCAGGUCUCUGCAACAGGAA